Messenger RNA from Linderina pennispora, 1777 nucleotides. Its product is annotated as RCC1/BLIP-II protein. Bases 113 to 1702 code for a protein of 529 amino acids. Gene Ontology annotation, cellular component: cytoplasm. Gene Ontology annotation, molecular function: guanyl-nucleotide exchange factor activity. The transcript is spliced from 2 exons. Lineage: Eukaryota; Fungi; Kickxellomycota; Kickxellomycetes; Kickxellales; Kickxellaceae. The record is from RefSeq and is a predicted model, not a curated record.
CACCACUCUUUUUUCCACGCGUCUCAGCUGUUUAUACUUUCUCUCCUCUCAAAUUUCCCUCCUCGUCCUUUCUGUCCCCUCUCCACAACCAGCAACAUACAAAAAGAAAACCAUGCCUGGCAAGAGAGCACGUAAAUCAGACACGGCCCCCGUCGCCACCAACGGCUCCGCGGCAAAGAAGAGCAAGGUGCUGACCGUCGAGGUCAAGGCCCCGGUCAAAACACGCGUCAUUCCUGCGAGGAACGCCACUACGAAGAAGACCACACCGCCUGCUGCGAAGAAGGCUGCUCCAGCUAAGAAGGCUGGUCCGGCUAAGAAGGCUAGUCCGGCUAAGAAGGCUCCUGCAAAGAAGGCCCCUGCAAAGAAGGCCCCGGCUAAGAAGGCCCCUGCAAAGAAGCGUGCUACUCCCAAACCUGCCGCACCUGCCGUGCCUGUUGCUGCUGCUCCCGCCGAGCCGAAGCUCCCUGAGCCCAUGCAGUUCCUGAAGCCGCGCACCGCGCCUGUGCAUGCGCUGGCCACACGGUCCACUGUGCCCGGCACAGUGUUUGUGUUUGGCAACGGCGACUGUGGCCAGCUGGGUCUGGGUGACGACAUGAUUGAGCGCAAGAAGCCGUUCCCGGUGACAGCGAUUGAAGAGCAGCAGAUCGUCGACAUAGUAUCGGGUGGCCUGCACACCAUCGCAGUUGCUGCCGACGGCAAGCUGUGGUCGUGGGGAUGCAACGACCAGAAGGCCCUGGGUCGCGGCGGCGAUGAGUACACGGCCGCGCGCGUCGAGGGCCUGGAUAAUGUGGGGAUUGCCAAGGUUGCGUGCAGCGACUCGGCGUCGUUUGCGCUGUCGGACGACGGCCACGUGUACUCGUGGGGCACGUUCCGCAGCGCAGAGGGCAUCAUGGGCUUCAACGAGGGCGUCGAGAUCCAGGGCCUGCCAAUGGUGAUCAAUGAGUUCCGCGAGCCGAUCAUCGAUCUGUGUGCUGGCGUCGACCACGCCAUCGGCCUGGCUGCCAGCGGCAAGGUCUACGCCUGGGGCUACGGCCAACAGGGCCAGCUCGGCCGCCUGGUCAUCGAGCGCCGCCGCAAGCACGGUCUGAUCCCCGAGCGCCUGCGCAUCCUGGACGUUGCCCACAUCGGCUCCGGCUCGUACCACAGCUUCGCCAUCACCAAGACCGGCGAGGUUCUAGCCUGGGGUCUGAACAACUUCCACCAGCUGGGCCUGCGCCCCGAGGAUGGCGGCAACGAUGAGGUCGUCCACGAGCCGACCAGGAUCACUGCCCUCGAGGGCGUGGAGGUCGUCAAGAUCUCGGGCGGCGAGCACCACUCCAUUGCGCUGUCCAAGGACGGCAAGCUGUAUGCCUUUGGCCGUUCUGACUCCCACCAGACCGGCCUUCCCUUCGACACGCUCGAUGCGGACAAGAAGCCCGCCGAGGGUGGCGAGUCCUCGCACAAGAAGGCCAUCUCGAAGCCGACGUUGAUCGAGGGCCUGCCCAAGAUUGUCGAUUUCGUGUGCGGAUCGAACCACAAUAUCGCUCUGGCUGAGGAUGGCUCUGCGUAUACCUGGGGCUACGGUGAGAUGCUGCAGCUGGGCAAUGGUGAGGAGGAGGAUGUUGCGCUGCCGACACGUCUUGCAGGCCAGAAGAUUGAGGGCAAGACGCUUAUCAAGAUCGCUGCUGGUGGCCAGCACUCAGUCAUUCUGGCCAAGAAGUAAGAUGCCUCGCAUGCAUGCAUCAUCAUGCCAUUACAGAGUGAGCCCAGUUUUGAAUAAAUACUACAUAGCCGAAUG